GAUCACAAGCGUCGACGUCCGUAGCACGUCUGAGAGAGAGAAGGAGAAGUCCAAGAUGUUGUCUGCCGUCUCGAGCCCCGGAUCCCAGGCGCCGUCGCAGUGGGUGGCGCCGCCCGCCGCCUCCUGGACGAACGAGGAGAUCGACAUGAUCCAGGAGAUGUUCCUCUCAGACGAGAAGGCCAUCCAGAUCCGCGACAUCUCCAUCAGCGGCGGCAAGCUGUCCGUGGUCGAGGACCCGCUCGCCAUCUCCGUGGAGCAGGGCGCCGACGCCACCAGCAUGCUGCUGUCCCCCAUCGGCGCGGACGAUGACUUCCUGCAGCAGUUCAUCGUGGACGAGAAGGACGCCAUGGCCGCCUUCUUCCACGAGGUCAUCGACCCCUUCCAGAACGUCCCCGCCAGCACCCAGGAACCUGCCCCCACCUCGGCUGCCCCAGGACCGAGCGACGGCCGCCCUGUCGAGCACGUGCUGGCCAAGCUCCGCGCCAAGAUGGACGGGCUCAGCCGUCUCUACUACUCGCGCUGCAUGAACAUGUCGGGCGCCGACGACUCGAGCAUCAACAAGGUCAAGCUCGUGCUCGCGAUCGAGAGACUGCAGCGUGUCAUCCAGGGCCUCUCCCAUCAGAACGCUCAGCUCAAGACGGACACCACAAGCUGCUCGCAGCGUGGCGAGCUUCUCCUUCAGGGCUGCAGCGACUACACGGCAGAGCUGCAGCAGCUGAGCAUCUCGAUUGAUGAGUCGGUGUGCGCUGCGGCCGUGGAGGAGGGAAUGCACUCGGCGAUGAACUGCUCCAUGGACGGCGAGGUGCUCAAGGACCACCAGGAUGAGCACGGCUGGAGCUACAAGAGCGUGGUGUCCCAGGACGGCGUGUUCACCUACAGCCUCAAGAAGGACUUCUCCAAGGACGUGAGCAUGCAGGACGUGAUGCACAAGACGUGGGCCAACGUCAGCAACUCCGACAGCUUCUCCGGCAUCUACUACGGGUCUAUCAAGGCCCAGCUUGUGAAGAAGGUCGGCAAGGAGGCGGUUGUCAUUUACGACAUGACCAGCCACGACGCCACGCGCGUGGAUCGCGUGCUGGCGGUGCUCUUCCGGAAGAAGCUGCCCAACGGAUACCUCCUGGGCGCGCGCUCGAUCAAUAUGAAGCCUUGCAACGCGGACGGCGGCUUCUCCGUUACCUCCGGUGGCCAGCUUUCCUACCCGACGCGCGCCGACGUCGACUUCAUGGCCGUGGAGAUCCUGUGCCUGCACCUGCGAUGGGAGAACCGCGCGGUGGGCGCUCAAUUGGCCAUGUAA
Phytophthora sojae is the source of this 1294-nucleotide messenger RNA. RefSeq lists its product as hypothetical. The record is from RefSeq and is a predicted model, not a curated record. NCBI's taxonomy places the organism in Eukaryota, Oomycota, Peronosporomycetes, Peronosporales, Peronosporaceae. The transcript has 2 exons. The coding region runs from base 56 to 1294 and encodes 412 amino acids.